Molecule: messenger RNA, 5646 nt
Organism: Lagenorhynchus albirostris (white-beaked dolphin)
Lineage: Eukaryota; Metazoa; Chordata; Mammalia; Artiodactyla; Delphinidae
Gene: PCSK5
Product: proprotein convertase subtilisin/kexin type 5
Exons: 21
Coding region: 419-3160 (913 amino acids)
Biological process (GO): peptide hormone processing
Cellular component (GO): Golgi membrane; trans-Golgi network
Molecular function (GO): serine-type endopeptidase activity
Source: RefSeq, a predicted model, not a curated record
GGGGGCGCCCGGCCGCUGCCUGCACCGCCGCCUGCGUCGCGCUCGGGGGCCCCUGGAGGAGCGAGGGCGAGUCGGAGAGUCCGGGAGCCGAGCCCGGCGAGACCCAGCUGCGGGAGGGCGCCCGCCCCACUCAGCCGCCUCCUGCGCCCGAGCCGGGGAGCGCCGGCCGACCGCCCCGCGGGCCGGAGAGCUGGGAGCACAGGUCUCCGGAGCCCCAGGGAUGGUCUAGGAGUCGGCGCGAGGCUCGCUGCUCUGCUCCCUGCCGGGGCUCGCCGCCUCCUGCCGAUCGCCCAGGGCUGCGAGCCGCGGCGGCCGGGGGCUGCGAGCCGGGGCGGCCCAGGCCGGAGAAGUUAGUUGUGCGCGCAGCUUAGUGCGCGGAGCAAGCGAGCGACCGAAGAAGCAGCGAAGCGCCGGGGCCAUGGGCUGGGGGAGCCGCUGCUGCUGCCCGGGACGGCUGGACUUGCUGUGUGUGCUGGCGCUGCUCGGGGGCUGCCUGCUCCCCGUGUGCCGGACGCGCGUCUACACCAACCACUGGGCAGUCAAAAUCGCCGGCGGCUUCCCGGAGGCCAACCGCAUAGCCAGCAAGUAUGGAUUCAUCAACCUAGGACAGAUCGGGGCCCUGAAGGAUUACUACCACUUCUAUCACAGCAGGACGAUUAAAAGGUCAGUUCUCUCAAGCAGAGGAACACACAGUUUCAUUUCAAUGGAACCAAAGGUGGAGUGGAUCCAACAACAAGUGGUAAAAAAACGGACCAAGAGGGAUUAUGACUUUAGCCACGCCCAGUCCACUUACUUCAAUGAUCCCAAGUGGCCAAGCAUGUGGUAUAUGCACUGCAGUGACAACACACAUCCCUGCCAGUCAGACAUGAACAUCGAAGGAGCCUGGAAGAGAGGCUACACGGGAAAGAACAUCGUGGUCACCAUCCUGGAUGACGGCAUUGAGAGGACCCAUCCAGACCUGAUGCAGAACUACGAUGCUCUGGCGAGUUGUGACGUGAAUGGGAACGACUUAGACCCCAUGCCUCGUUAUGACGCGAGCAACGAGAACAAGCACGGGACCCGCUGUGCUGGAGAAGUGGCCGCCGCAGCAAACAACUCUCACUGCACAGUUGGCAUUGCUUUCAACGCCAGGAUCGGAGGAGUUCGAAUGCUGGAUGGAGAUGUCACGGAUAUGGUUGAAGCAAAAUCAGUUAGCUUCAAUCCUCAGCAUGUGCACAUUUACAGUGCGAGCUGGGGCCCAGAUGAUGAUGGCAAGACUGUGGAUGGACCAGCUCCACUCACCCGGCAAGCCUUUGAAAACGGUGUUAGAAUGGGGCGGAGAGGCCUCGGCUCUGUUUUUGUCUGGGCAUCGGGAAAUGGUGGGAGGAGCAAAGACCACUGCUCCUGUGAUGGCUACACCAACAGCAUCUACACCAUCUCCAUCAGCAGCACAGCCGAAAGCGGAAAGAAGCCUUGGUACCUGGAAGAGUGUUCGUCCACGCUGGCCACAACCUACAGCAGCGGAGAGUCCUAUGAUAAGAAAAUAAUCACUACGGAUCUGAGGCAGCGUUGCACGGACAACCACACUGGGACAUCGGCCUCAGCCCCCAUGGCUGCAGGCAUCAUUGCACUGGCCCUGGAAGCCAAUCCGUUUCUGACCUGGAGAGACGUGCAGCAUGUUAUUGUAAGGACUUCCCGUGCAGGACAUUUGAACGCUAAUGACUGGAAAACCAAUGCUGCUGGUUUUAAGGUGAGCCAUCUCUACGGAUUUGGACUGAUGGAUGCGGAAGCCAUGGUGAUGGAGGCGGAGAAGUGGACCACUGUUCCCCAGCAGCACGUGUGUGUGGAGAGCACAGACCGACAAAUCAAGACAGUUCGGCCCAACAGUGCGGUGCGCUCCGUCUACAAAGCGUCGGGCUGCUCCGACAAUCCCAACCACCACGUCAGCUACCUGGAACACGUAGUUGUGCGCAUCACCAUCACCCACCCCAGGAGGGGAGACCUGGCCAUCUACCUGACCUCGCCCUCAGGAACCAGGUCCCAGCUUUUGGCCAACAGGCUUUUUGAUCAUUCCAUGGAAGGAUUUAAAAAUUGGGAGUUCAUGACCAUUCACUGCUGGGGAGAACGAGCUGCUGGUGACUGGAUCCUGGAAGUUUAUGACACUCCCUCUCAGCUGAGGAACUUCAAGACUCCAGGUAAAUUGAAAGAAUGGUCUUUGGUCCUCUAUGGCACCUCCGUGCAGCCAUACUCACCCACCAAUGAGUUUCCUAAAGUGGAACGUGUCCGGUAUAGCCGCGUUGAAGACCCCACUGAUGACUAUGGGACAGAGGAUUAUGCAGGUCCCUGUGACCCUGAGUGCAGUGAGGUAGGCUGUGAUGGGCCAGGACCGGACCACUGCAAUGACUGUUUGCAUUACUACUACAAGCUGAAAAACAACACCAGGGUCUGCGUCUCCAGCUGCCCCUCUGGCCACUACCACGCUGACAAGAAGCGAUGCAGAAAGUGUGCCCCCAACUGCGAGUCCUGCUUUGGGAGCCAUGGGGAGCAGUGCCUGUCCUGUAAAUAUGGAUACUUCCUGAAUGAGGAAACGAACAGUUGUGUCACUCACUGCCCUGAUGGAUCGUAUCAGGACACCAAGAAAAAUCUUUGCCGGAAAUGCAGUGAAAACUGCAAGACAUGUACCGAAUCUGACAACUGUACAGAAUGUAGGGAGGGGUCAAGCCUGCAGGGAUCCCGGUGUGCCGUUGCCUGUGAAGACGGACGGUACUUCAACGGCCAAGACUGCCAACCCUGCCACCGCUUCUGCGCCACCUGUGCUGGAGCAGGUGCUGGUGGGUGUAUUAACUGCACAGAGGGCUACUUCAUGGAGGAUGGGAGGUGCGUGCAGAGCUGUAGUAUCAGCCAUUACUUCGACCACUCUUCAGAAAAUGGAUACAAAUCCUGCAAAAAAUGUGACACCAGCUGUUUGACAUGCAACGGUCCGGGGUUCAAGAACUGUACGAGCUGCCCCAGUGGGUAUCUCUUAGACUUAGGAAUGUGUCAAAUGGGAACCAUCUGCAAGGACGCAACGGAAGAGUCCUGGGCGGAAGGAGGCUUCUGUAUGCUAGUGAAAAAGAACAAUCUGUGCCAACGGAAGGUUCUUCAACAACUUUGCUGCAAAACCUGUACAUUCCAAGGCUGAGCUGCCAUCCUAGAUUUCUUUGUUCCUGUAGACUUAUAGAUUACUCCAUAUUAUUAUUAAAAAGAAAAAAGCAAGCAAAAAAAAAAAAAAGCAAGCCACCUCUCUCUUUCUUGCUCUCUUUUUCUCUCUCUCUCUCAAAUUUGUGCAGGGAGAUGGUGAACUGUUUUGUCAGAACUUAAAUGGAAAAAAAAAAAAUAAACCUACAACAAGCCUACCUUUUAUAACUGGGUGUUUAGUGCUAAACAGCCAGAACCACAGAGACAGUAUUGUAUGACCAAAGCAUUUGAUGCCAAAAUUUGACGUUAAAGUAAUGAUUUGACUUCCUGCCCUGUUUUUGAAGGUCCAUUUCUUUUCCUUUUGCAUUUACUUGCUUGUUUCCCCUUUGAGACGCCUAAAAAUAUACCUUUCAAAAACAUCACAAGAGCAGACACAGAUCAAAAUGAAACAGAAAGCUCAGGCAUCCAUCAUUUCUCAUGCUUGAGUCCACUGUUGGGGGAAAUGGCAGAAAACCGGACCUAAGGGCAUUAAGAACAUCCCGCAGAGUUGUGUUCAGUGUCGUCUGUCUUGGUUUUUCACAGUUGACCAUUGAUACUUUCCACACAUAAUUUACUUCAUGCAUUGUGUGCUGGUUUUGGCAUUAUGCCCACUUGAUAAGUCUGCUCCACUGGUUUCAUCCAAUAGACUUGCUGCUACUGGCUUUUCCAUGGUAGAUUCGGUUAUUUCACAUACAGCUGGUCGAAUGGGAUUGCUCUGCAUAGUCAAAGUGGUGAUGGACAGAAUGCAAAGAUUCACAAAAUAGCUGAGACUGAUCCGGCUCCCCCCAAAUCCAGAGUGUUCACUUGUAAACCCUGCACAAUCUCUUGGUGCUAUUCAGCCAUUAUCCCCAUAGCAUUUUUAUUUUUUUUUUAAGGCCAUCAGAAAUUCCAUGUGUUGUAGUGGGAAGCAUUUUGGAUAUGAUGAAGAAAAUUUCUUCCUGGAGUCAAAAGUUUCUAAAAGGUCCUGUAUUUUUAAGAAAUGGAAUUUAUUUAAAUAAUAUUUAAGCUCGUGCCCAAGUUGGCCGGGCAACAUUUUUCAAUGGUGCUUAUUAGAAGUUUUUUUCAUCUUGUCAUUUUAAGAAAAUAAAACUGGAAAUGGAAUAUGGGCAGCAUGAUUGUACCCUCCUGGUUCUGUUCUCUUCCCACUCCUCUGUCCCUCUAUAACCAUGCUAUGAUACACCUGUCCACUGAAUGUCACUGAGAUCAUCUGUUUUCUUGGAAAUAUCUUCACUGGUUUUCUAUGACUCCCCAAACACAUCCUGGAAUCUAGCAGACUGAAUUAUGUGAAGACUGUUUGGAUCAGUGGUCAAAAAUGAGGAAACCUGAUAGAUCUUUUUAUAACUCUGAGUUUCUCUGUUUAGGAGAGGAUAGACUGAUAUCAAGUUUCUUCAUGUUUCAUAUCAAAGCUCCAUUGGUGACCUCAUUUGCUUUGAGAAUGACCAGCCAUCUUGCAAGCUUUAGGCUUCUGACAGCCUCACUUCCAAGAUGUCACUGGCCUCACAGAUGAGAAGAGGAAUGAUAUCAAUAUAGGUUAUCCUGGGAAGUGGAUGCUAACUAAGGUCCCCAUCCAAGCAGCAAGGUAGUAAAAAGCCUACCUUGAAAAUAUGCAUUCCUAGACAUCAAAGUUAACAUUGAACCCAAGGUAAAUAAUGAGUAUAAAGUCUAAUGACCCUCUUAAGAGCACUGUGGUGAUACUGAGUCAUGUAACGAUUCAUAUGUAACUAGGGAAUCAACUGAUUUUGUUGAGUAAUUCUCCUCUUCAUAACACUUCAGGCCCUUCUGACCGGAAGAAAGCAAGUUAGUCCCAGGUAUGGCAUGUAAAGUCUUACAUUUAAAGGCACAGUCUCUAAGCGGACAAAAGCAAGUGAGAGCCUAAAGCAAGGUCAAGCAGAUGGUGAAACCAGAUUUGCCUGCAAAGAAAUCCAUUUAACUGAACCCACCCAUAAUAUAUGAGGCACAAAGUUACUAUGAAGGGAAAGAUAAAAAUGAUGUCUGUGUUCUUAGACAAAUAACUAUCAAUCUGACAGUCAAAAUCGUUGGCGUCUACCAACAUGUGUUCCAUUUCUCACGGACCAGGCAGGCACACAUUGUGGAAAUACUGGUUUAACUACUAGUGGUUACUGCCUCGUUUAUCUACAGAAUAUUAUUAACUAGAACAUAAUGCUUUCAAAGUUUAAGUUAAUGUUAUAUAUUAUGUAUAAAUAUAUAUAUUCAUAAUGAGAUAUAUGUAAUGGAUAGUACAAAGUUUGGAGACUUAACAAAUGCUCUAACCUCUAGAGACAAAAGUCCUAUCUUCUGUUUUCUUUUGUCUUUUGAUUUUUCAUUAGUGAUCCAUUGUUAAAUCCAAAUCCACUUUUACUGAAAAAUACUGUACAUGUGUAAAAUGUUCAGUUGUUUUUUUGUAAAAUAUAGUAGAAUGGUUGUAAUUGAUACUGGCCAAAAUCAAUGUUA